UAUUGAAAGUUGUAGCCCCAAAUUGUUACUUUUAGGUAUCGGUUGGUCGCGGAAUUAUUACUGCGCACGCCCUCACAAGUUUGGAAGCUCGUGGCAUUCUUUUCGUGUCUCCUGGAAUGGAGACAUAUGAUGGGAUGAUAGUUGGUGAGCAUUCACGAGAUGCUGAUCUAGACGUAAAUCCUGUAAGAACAAAAGAACUUACAAACAUUAGAGCUCCGGGAAAAGAUGAAAAUGUUCGAUUAUCGCCGCCUCGCUUGAUGACUCUGGAGGAAGCCAUUGGAUAUGUUGCCUCUGAUGAGCUCAUUGAGGUUACCCCUAAGGUUAUAAGAUUAAGAAAAAGAUACCUUGAUGCCAACAAGAGGAAGAUGAUGAGAAAUAAGCCUACAUCAUGGUAACAAAAGCUUUUAAUUUCCUCCCCCACACUAAAGCUUAUUUAUUUAUUAUUCAUGUGUUGCUCAAAAAAGUUUUGGCAUGUAACAUGUUAUUAAUAUUUAUUUGUAUACUAUAUUUACCACAAAAGAUAGUUAAGAAAAAUAAAAUGUUU
This is a messenger RNA of Phalaenopsis equestris, 544 nucleotides long. RefSeq names its product GTP-binding protein TypA/BipA homolog. Bases 117 to 395 code for a protein of 92 amino acids. The record is from RefSeq and is a predicted model, not a curated record. Lineage: Eukaryota; Viridiplantae; Streptophyta; Magnoliopsida; Asparagales; Orchidaceae. The transcript has 5 exons.